GGCACAUUCCCACUAAGGUCCCAUUUGAAGAGACAGCAGUGUUCCUUGUCGGCGACGUCUGAACGAGCACCCCGUUUGUCAUCCCAAAGCAGUCAUCACCGCCGCCGCCAUGACAGAGUCCGCCGAGGCUUUGUCGGCUAACCAGAAGAGCCGCAGGAACGUCACCAUCGAGAUCACCAACCUGACCAGCCAAUACUGCCUCAUGAACCCCAAGGUCUACCUGGACAGCGGCAACUGCCACAGCCCACCCCAGCCCACUGUGCGCCCCCUCAAAACCGAAGUGUGCAACUUCACCAAAAGCGCCGCAGCCACGUCGGGCACCGUGGGCGUGCUCACAUACGAGAUAUUUGAAGCUCACAAGAGCAGCCCGCUGGAGAAGCUAGCCAUCAUGUUCUCUGUGCCGUUCAACUACAAUCUCUACAAGAACUGGUUGGGUGUGGGCCUCUACCCCACAGGCCGUGACACCGACGAGAAGCUCUACAAGGAGAUGUACUACGACAAGGAUCAGAAGAGCUUCGUGCGUGAGGAGGCCAAGGGCUGCUGCGUCGACUUCCACGACUCCAAGAUGGACAUCAAAGUCACCAUGUCCCCCAUGGGAAGGGCCAUCAUGAAGGUGGAGGUGUGGGACAAUGUCUUCAACUGAACGCUUGUCCAUGUGCACGUGUGUCUCUCCUGAGCAAAUAAAGUGUAAC
Molecule: messenger RNA, 692 nt
Organism: Dunckerocampus dactyliophorus (ringed pipefish)
Lineage: Eukaryota; Metazoa; Chordata; Actinopteri; Syngnathiformes; Syngnathidae
Product: DELTA-sagatoxin-Srs1a-like
Exons: 3
Coding region: 110-643 (177 amino acids)
Biological process (GO): cytolysis in another organism; pore complex assembly; monoatomic cation transport
Cellular component (GO): pore complex
Molecular function (GO): channel activity
Source: RefSeq, a predicted model, not a curated record